Messenger RNA from Prorocentrum cordatum, 816 nucleotides. Lineage: Eukaryota; Dinophyceae; Prorocentrales; Prorocentraceae. The record is from the annotation of a GenBank genome assembly.
GCCUCUGGGCGCAGGGGCGACCCUGCUUAUCUCUGUGGGGGCAAGAACCUCAUGGUCCACACCGUCCGCCAGCUGCCCGCCGGGGCCGUCGACUCGUGCCGCGUCGGGGGCGAGAGGUGGAGCGCGCCCGUCAUCGCGGGCUCCGACGCCAGCGACAAGACGCCGUGCGCGGGCAUCUUGCGCGCGAAGGCCCCCCCGCAGCCCGACAUGACCGACGUCGUCGGCGCGCGCUCGGCCACCUUGGACGACUGCGCGGGAGUCAGCUCGCAGCUGAUCACGCCAGCGCGGUUGGCCGAUUUCUACGGAACCCAGAGGCGGACUCGCGACUCGAAUAUGGGCGAGAUCACUAACGCGACCCGCUACCUCGACGCAGGGGGCGAGCAUUUCAGUUUCAGGAAGUUCGCAUGCGCCUUCUACCCGCGCUUCCUUUGGCUGACCCCGGUCGACGAUGACGAUUAUCAUUGUUGCGAGGUCCAGUGCAGUGGCCAGUUCGGGCCGAUCGCGGGUAGCUGCGCGCCCGAGGGCCAGCGGCUGCAUUGCGAGAAUUUUGCGAAUCUCAGGGCGGCGGUCAAGCGCCGCAUGCACCGCGACCUUAUCAACACUGAGACUUGGCGCCAAUCGCGAGGAGCUCGCGGAACCGCUGAUCCACAUCCCCAGUGCCUGCGCCUGCCCAGCGUCGGGCUGAACCGCUUCAUGACGCGGGCCUGCGCCGAUUACCCCGGCGCGGACUGCAGCCGCGGCUUGCCGCCGCGGGAGGGCCUGGACAGCAUCGGCGCGCCGCGCGACCGCGACAUUUGGCUGCUGAACAAGCCGCGC